Zasmidium cellare ATCC 36951 is the source of this 534-nucleotide messenger RNA. RefSeq lists its product as uncharacterized. The transcript is spliced from 2 exons. Bases 1 to 534 code for a protein of 177 amino acids. The record is from RefSeq and is a predicted model, not a curated record. NCBI's taxonomy places the organism in Eukaryota, Fungi, Ascomycota, Dothideomycetes, Mycosphaerellales, Mycosphaerellaceae.
AUGGCGAAGCAGCUCCCCAGUCGACCUGCAAAGAAACCGACCUCCAACACCAACAGCAGCACCAGCGUGAAGAAAGCCGGCGGCAUGGCAGGGCAGAACGGUUUCGACUUCCCUGUGCUCUUUACCAUUGAUGGAUCGAACAGGCACGAGGUGAUCCUGGUCAAUCCCGGCCUUGACCUGGAGCAGUUGAAGGAGACUGUCCAAGGUGUGCUCGAAUCACCGAACUGCGCCGAGAUCUUGAGCAGUUAUCGCAACAAGGAGAACAAGGACGAAGUGGGGGAUAUUAGGGUCAAGUGGUCGUCAGAGGGGAGAGAUAAGCAGCUCUUCCCCAAGGAUACUCUCUUGACGGAUGACAAUGUCGAGCCCGUGCUAAGGUUGAUGUCGUCGUCUGGUGUCGGGAAGGAUACGUUCGACAUCAAGCUGAAGCAGCAGGAAAAGCAGCAGCAACAGCAGAAACCCGCGGCUGGCGGCGCAUCCAAAGGCACCCCAUCAGGUGGACCUCCCAAGAAGCCGUCGACACCCAGCACCAAGUAA